CAUAAAACAAAUGACAGAUAAUAAUACUAAAAAGGUAUAUAUAUAAAUUAAUAAUUUGUUUAGGAGGCACCACCCAAAAGACCAUAAUGCGCUUUCUUUAUUUACAAAUAGGAGGUGUAUUAAUAAGUCAAGGAUGCCAAUCCCGGCAAGAAAAUGACUGAUAUCACAAAAAUCAUUUCUGAAUAGUAUAAACAACUGGCCAAGGAUAAAAUUGAUUAAUACGAAUAAAAGUACAAGGAUAGUAAGGCUAUCUUUGAAAAAGAAAAGAAGUUCUCAUAUCUAUUUAUAUAUUUAUAGAGCCUACGAGGAUGUACAUGGAAAGAUUAAGAAUGAAAGAAAGAAGAAGAAGGAUGAUGCCAAAGUCACCAAAAAACCAUAAAACAAGAAGUAGAAGAAAUAAGAAUCUGAAGAGGAUGAGAGUAGUGAGGAUGAUGAUUGAAAUAAUUUAUAUUUUAAUAAAUAAAUAUUUUAUUUUUA
This is a messenger RNA of Paramecium octaurelia, 477 nucleotides long. The record is from the annotation of a GenBank genome assembly. Lineage: Eukaryota; Ciliophora; Oligohymenophorea; Peniculida; Parameciidae.